Molecule: messenger RNA, 6649 nt
Organism: Colossoma macropomum (tambaqui)
Lineage: Eukaryota; Metazoa; Chordata; Actinopteri; Characiformes; Serrasalmidae
Gene: elavl3
Product: ELAV like neuron-specific RNA binding protein 3
Exons: 7
Coding region: 404-1504 (366 amino acids)
Cellular component (GO): ribonucleoprotein complex
Molecular function (GO): RNA binding
Source: RefSeq, a predicted model, not a curated record
GGAGCUGGGAAAUACAUACACAUAUACACGAAAGCAGAACCAGAACACCCUCCCCUGGACACACCCUACUGGGGAUCACUGCUUCUCUUUUUUUUUUGAUUCCGAACCAUCGCCCACGCUGCGCGGAGAGAAAUCUCUCUCAUCAUCAUCACCAUCCUGAAGAAAACCCCCCUUUCUUCCUCAUUUUCACUCUGUUUGAGGAAACCUACAAUCACACGGGCUGAGAAACCCUGAAGAAGAGGCUGUUUUUUCCUUUUUUCUUUUUUUUUCUUUUCAUUUGGGAAAUUGGCAUUUUUGUUGAUUCGAGCCCCACACCUCAAGCAGGCCAGAGCGCAAUAACCCUAAAGCCGGCCAGAAGACCCGCAGAUCGAAGGACCUAGAUCACUAUCAUCUUUGUACAAGAAUGGUUACUAUAAUCAGCACCAUGGAAACUCAGGUGUCCAACGGUCCGAGCGGAACCAGCAUGCCUAACGGCCCGGUCAUCAGCACUAACGGCGCUACAGACGACAGCAAGACCAACCUGAUCGUCAACUACCUGCCUCAGAAUAUGACCCAGGAAGAGUUCAAGAGCCUAUUCGGCAGCAUCGGCGAGAUUGAAUCCUGCAAGCUAGUCAGAGACAAGAUCACAGGUCAGAGCUUGGGCUACGGCUUCGUAAACUAUGUCGACCCCAAUGACGCCGACAAGGCCAUCAACACGCUCAACGGUCUCAAACUGCAGACAAAAACAAUCAAGGUGUCAUAUGCCAGACCCAGCUCAGCCUCCAUUCGAGAUGCUAACUUAUAUGUGAGCGGCCUGCCUAAGACCAUGAGCCAGAAGGACAUGGAACAGCUGUUCUCCCAGUAUGGUCGCAUUAUCACGUCCCGCAUCCUGGUGGACCAGGUCACAGCAGGCAUAUCACGAGGAGUGGGCUUCAUCCGGUUUGACAAGAGAAACGAGGCCGAGGAGGCCAUCAAAGGUCUGAACGGCCAGAAACCCCUGGGCGCUGCUGAGCCCAUCACUGUCAAGUUCGCCAACAACCCCAGCCAGAAGACAGGCCAAGCCCUGCUCACCCAGCUCUACCAAACAGCCGCCCGUCGCUACACCGGCCCCCUGCAUCACCAGACCCAGCGCUUCAGACUCGACAAUUUACUAAACGCCACCUACGGAGUCAAGAGUUCUCCAUCUCUUCUCCCCAGGUUCUCCCCCAUCACCAUCGACAGCAUGACAAGUCUGGCGGGGGUCAACCUGACUGGCCCCACUGGAGCAGGCUGGUGCAUUUUCGUCUACAACCUGUCGCCUGAAGCUGACGAAAGUGUCCUGUGGCAGCUCUUCGGGCCCUUUGGCGCCGUGACCAACGUCAAGGUCAUCCGUGACUUCACCACCAACAAGUGCAAGGGCUUCGGCUUCGUCACCAUGACCAACUACGACGAGGCGGCCAUGGCCAUCGCCAGCCUCAACGGCUACCGCCUGGGUGACCGCGUGCUGCAGGUGUCCUUUAAGACCAGCAAGCAGCACAAGGCCUGAGGGCGGGGUGUUAGGGACGGCACGGUCACUAGCGCUCCUUAUCCCUGCAAGAGGGGGGUCUCGGAGCUCCCCGCACAUUCACUCUACAUGGGCCUGGACUGAGUCUCUCUCUGACACUCAUUUAACACACACAUACAUACACAUUACAUGCACAUACACGACACACACACACAUUUAGUCAGAGUUUCAGAAAAAAAAUACAAACACAAGUUUUUUCUUUUUCUCUUUACACAACAUGCUAGUCCUUCCCUACGUUUGCCUGGAUUGAAUUAGCAGGAGUGGGUAGUUGGUCUAUGGGUGGGGUGGGGUGGGGGGCCUUUCGCAAGGGAGACAGUUUUAAUGAAUGUGACAGAGAAUGUGUGCUGAGUGCUUUGAUUUAAUUCAGGCAAAUUAUGAGAACUGAUGAACAAAAAAAUGAUCGAAAAAAAGUAUGUGCAAUUUACCCAAACUCUUGCCCCAAUAACUCUCCUGUCUUGAUGGAGAGUAUGUAGUCACUUUUUUACACUUGGGCAUUUUGAAUCAGUGAGUUUUUUUAGAUCUAAGAAAAAAAAGAAUUAACAGUGUUCUCUUAUAUAUAUUAUGAUAUAACUAUAUAUUCAAUAUUUAAGGUGGUUAUAAUAGCCAAGUAUGUAAGCAUUUUCUAGAACUUUGAUUACAGUUUCCUGGCUUUACAUAAGGUUGCAGUCUAGCUUUAGGGCGCUGUACCACCCCACUCAAGGUCCGACCCAACAGCCAAUUUAACAAUGUGCGUGAUGGCAGACACAAGGCUAAAAGGAUAUAAGGAGGGCAUCAUAGUCACCUCAGUACACGGAGACACAACAGUGACCAUAAAUACAAACAAGAACCAACACAUACAUACUUCCACGUAAAGAAAUAGCCAAGAUUUAUUUAACUACAUCACAAAGUAACCUAGAAUCUCCCUAUAUUUUUCCACUCUAGUUUCUUAUAGUGUAGAACUGAUUCUAGAGCAUAGAAUUGAGUCCACCACACGCAGCUGUCUACAUUACUUGGAGCAUUUCGGUAGUGUUCCCAAAGCUGAUGGCAUUUGUGUAAUUCUUUUUGAAAAGGCCAGGGGUCCAUCUAGAACAACACCAUCAUGCUCAGUAACCAACCCUGACAAGGAAACUUCAAAACUUUCACAUCUAAAAAGGUUUCCUGCGAAGGGACGGCUCUACAUUAACAUGAGGCUGCAUCACAUUCCCUUAGAGGCAAUUUUAUAAGUAUCGGGUGUUUUACAAUGUAUUUUAGUGAGAAAGCCAUACAGAUGAAAGGUGUCAAAGCCUGAUGUUGUGAGGACUACAGGGAGUGAGGUUAGUUAGUACCUGUUCUCCCUUCUUCUCGUAACUUCCCUCCGAGUCACUGCGCCGGAUCACUCCAGCCAUUCUUAUCUAUCAAACUGACAAGCUUUGGGCUCCCACACUGUGGUCCUCAUGCAAUUUACAGCAGCAGCCCUGCAAAAAAAAAAAGAAGAAGAAAAAGAAACAAAAAAAUGCACAGACAGCCCCAUGCCUCCAACACGAGCUAGGAUCUUCCAUUCCCGUGCCCUAUUUUAAGCCAUAGCCACCUGAUAAACAAAAAUAUCACUCCGUUUGACCACCCCUGCCAAAUAAUUAUUAAUCCCCUUUAAAAAGAUAUUCUGAAUAAAAAUGCCCAUAGUUCAAAGCCCUAAAAAAUACUCUUAAAAACAAAGCUGUUCCACGGGGAGAGAGACGUUGCUGUAAAAAUGAAAGAGAACUUCACUUGACAGAAAGAGAAAGGUUCAAAAUGUGUGUUCAAAUCAAAUGACAUUUUGCUUUUUCUAAAUAACGCUGUGUUAGCCAAAGAGGACAAUGAUCUCUUUGAAAAAAAAAAAGGAUUACGUUAGAGAUUAAUAUAUUUUUAUAUCUACAAAAAAACAAGACCUUGUGCAACAUUUUUACAGAUUCUUAAGCGUGGAAACCUUUGGAACACACCGCAUGGCUUUUAUUUUCAGCUUUUGGGGGAGAGAGGGCCCAACUGUGCGGUGUAUGGGAGGGGAUUGGGGACUAUAACAUACAGUAUGUGCAGUGAAACCAUUACAUAAUCAAAAACACAAAAAACAAACUGAAAAAAAAGAUGAUACUAAAAAGCAAUUAGCAGACAGUCAAAAGAAUGCAUUACGAUAAAAAAAACAACAUAAAAACAACGCUUAAAACGUUCCAGUUUCUCUAAAGUUGCAUCAAGCGUUGCUUCAACAGCGGUGCAGUGAAGCCCCAUGGCAUCACUGGGGACACCAUGAACUAGCUGCAGUCUGCUCCAGAAAGGCUUGAUACUUGCAAACUGACUCAUUUCUAUCUGAGCAUCUCCUUUUGGCAGUUUAAAAUGAAAUGUAUAAUCUACCAUUCAUGCUUGACAUGCUCAAUGCACCAAAGAAUCUGUUUAAAUUUGGCAUAUCCUACCACAGCUGCACUUAAUGUUAAUCCUAUCUAUAUACACAAUAGCUCACUUUAGACUAAACUAUAUGCUCCAGUACUUCAUAUCAUCACGAUGACGGUACAUACAUAUUGUCUGCUAUCACACUAUUUUUCAUCCUUGUAUUACUUUUAGACAUAUCAGAGUUGAUUUAAACAUAUCACACCUUUCUUUCACCAUCUUGACCCAUAGUGGCCCAUAUCUUUCACUCCUCAUUUUGCUCCUUUGCAUAAGCACUAAUCAACUGAGGGGUCAAAGCUUGGUCACUGAAUAGAUCGGUCUCACAACAGCUAGUAAGGACAUUCUUUGGAGAAGUAAGACAGCUUGCACUGCAAAAAACCCCAAACACGUAUCAAAGCGUCGCUUGACACCCCAGUUCCACGUCACUUGCUCUCUCUUACUGUCCCCCGUAAUCAAAGAUACAGUCGCAUUUAACCAAUUCCUCCGGUUACUACUAGGCUUUUGUAUUCAUAUCACCAUACCGAUGCUACUCACAUCCAAGUACUCUUUUGUAACGCAAACAAUGUAUCCCGGACCUCUUUGCCCAUUUUAUUUGUUGGUGGUGUGCCGAUGAAAAAGGCGUGAUUAGCUUCUAAUAAUAUAUCAAGCCUUGGUAGCCUGCCUGAUGAGAUUUUUGACCACUCUCUAGUGUUAGCAACAGGGGCAGCUAGGGUAGAAACAGGAUACUUGGCAACCCAGGGCGAUUUUUCCUAAUGCCCUUGGGAGGAUGUAGCUAGCCGGGCCUUUUCUGCUGUAGCAGAAAGGCCUUAGUGUCCUCACCUCUGGCCACAAACCCAGUGCAGAUUAGCCCUUUAGCAUGACACACAUACAUAAACACAAACACAGCGAAUCCAGAGACCCUCUCCCCACAGCUACAGUAGAGAGCCAGGGACAACGGCAGGAGACACACGUACUGCACCGCUUGAGCAACAAACAACAAUAAAUCAUUUAAAAAGACAAAAAAACUUUCCUAUGGAACAGUAAGUGCAAUGUGCUUCGUUUUUAUAUUGACUGAGAACAAAAGAUAUAUAUAUUUUUUAAAAAAUACGUUAAACAUCACACUGAAAUGGUUUGCGGAAUAGUGAAAGGAUCAAAUGCAAUGAACAAGUGUUAACUAACAGAUUCAAUAAAGGAAUCAAACAAGCACCGAGAGCUCUGAUCUCUGAUAAUGUCCAUUAUCCCUUCCUCAGCCCCCCAAUUAGUGCUCUGACCAAGGUAAACUAAACAGCCGUUUAUGGUACUGAAAAGGGCAAUUAUCAAAGACCGUGAAAGGAAUACUGUCUAAUAUUUCAUCAGUUUUAGCCCAUGUCGAUUUCAGAAUAUCAUUUUUCCUGUAAUUUAUUGAUUUACUUUACAUAUCAGAAUCACAUGUUAACUUUAGCGUAUUUGUGUUGUUGACGUUGCCAUAGAGAACACACAUGGGUUGAAUAUUUUCUUUCGUUGCUUCUAUUGGGUACAAUUUCUAUUUUUUUCCAUUAUUUAAACUUAGUUGCUGUUCCUACAGUGUAUGCAGGUUUUAGAAUUAGUUAGAUUUUUUUCUUUCAAUCAAAAUGUGUUCAAUUGUGUUUGUAAAAGUCUGUGGUAGCUUUUGUUGCAACAUAAAUAAUUUAAACGGAAAAAAAUUCAAUAUAGCGCCAACGAACUUGUAUUAUUUGGGCGACUUUAAGCUUGUAGUUUUAACUUAUUGUUAACUUAAAAACUAUUUAUUAUCAUUAUUAUGAUUAUUAUUAUUGCCUCGUAUAAAAGUAUGUUUUGUGUAUAUUUAUGGUUUAUUUCAUUAUAUUUGCAAGUUGAAAAGAAUUUUAAUUUUGCCAAAAUGUGGUUACACCGUUUUGUUUUUUAAAAGGGAACAAAUAGACUAAAAAAGAAAAAAAAAACAGCUUUAGAAUUACGAUUUGGAAAAGUUCUCCAUAGGCAAAGAAUGCACUGCUAUAUAAAACUAAUUGAAAGUGUAAACAUACAUGCUGUGUGCUAGAUGUUAUGCCUUUACUGCCUGUGUUUCGUUUGUCUUGUUAAAUGAAAACCUUUUGAUUAUUUGAUCUAAUCACAGUCUUGUUUUUUCCAGCCACUUUCAGACCCCCUGAGAGAGAGAAGGUGGGAGGGUGGGCAAAAGGGUAUUCGGGCCUGGAGUACAGGCCUGACAGAGAGGGGCUGUUUGAGGCAGGUUCUGAUGGGGCUCUACCAGCACCUCCCCUUUCUCCUCGGCUUAAGUCAAACAAACGGAGAUAAAGGGAAAGGAAACUAACACCGAGAGAUGGGCAUUCAAGCUGAUAUUUUAAAUAACCCAGCAGCGGCAGGAGGGAUGGGUGCUGAGAGAGCCACAGAGCUAGAAAAGGGGUCAGUGGUUCCUCUGUUUCUCAACCAAUUGUAUUUUGUGUCAAUUAAUUUAGAAGGGAUACAGAGUUACUUAGCGAUGUUCUUCUUACACCAUUUCUCAAGAAUGGUACAAUAACACAGAAGCAAACGAUCAAAAGCAGAGCCCCUGACGUCAGUGUCAGAGGGCUACGAGUCAAAAUCAUACUUCCAAACACGACCAAACGAACAACGAACAAUGUAACAAAGGGGGAAAAAAAAAAAAAACAAAUAAACCUUUCAGUUUAGUUUAGGAUAUUUAUUACUGGGAUUUCAGCUGAAGACGCUUGAGGACUUUUUCAUGGAAUUGUUUAAUUAUUUGUACUUUACAUGCCAGAAAAAAAAUAAAAUAAAAGUUACGAA